Molecule: messenger RNA, 1947 nt
Organism: Pyrenophora tritici-repentis Pt-1C-BFP
Lineage: Eukaryota; Fungi; Ascomycota; Dothideomycetes; Pleosporales; Pleosporaceae
Source: RefSeq, a predicted model, not a curated record
AUGUCGUGGAGCGGCGGGCCCGUAGCGGGUGCGGCGCCUUUCCAGCAGCAACCAUAUGCAAACGGCCAACCUUCAUAUAACCAGCCACCACCCUACCAGUAUGGACAACAACCAGGACCACAGCCAGGCUAUGCACAGUAUCAAACCGGAGCUGCUUAUCCACAAGCUGGACCACCUCAACGGGCUUCCCAUGUUCAACCCCCCAAAAAGAAGGGAAACCCAAUAAUUACUCGUUAUCCCCCUCCUCCAGGCUAUCGUGGACCUGCGCAGCCUCAAGGUCCUUUUGGUACUAGUACUUUUUCUACUCAGAGUCAAACGCCGCAGCCUGGAUUUCCACAGGCCCAGGCACCUCCAGCCUAUUCACAAGGAGGUUAUCCCGCUCCCCAUGGUUAUCCGCAGGGUUACGGUCAGCCACAACCUCAAGCCGCAGGUUAUUCGCAGCCGCCGUAUUUACAGACACAGACCAGUUAUCAAUGGCCGCAGUCAGGUUAUCCGCCUAAUCCAGGCUACUCGCAAGCUCCGAGCUAUCCUCCCGCGCAACCUUAUGCUCCGCCCCAAAACAGCUACCAAGGUUAUCAGUCCCAACCAACUGUUGCCGACCCUCACCAAAAGGUCUUUGGCCAGAAUGGAGCGUGGCCGCAGCAAAACGCGCAAGCACCAUAUCAGCCAAACCCCUUCAACGGAUUGCCACCAGACCCUCAUGCCACGCCUACUCAGGCGACAGCGCAUCUUGCCACGUCACAUCCCCAUGCCCCAUCCGCACAGCCCACCAGCGCCGUAAGUGAUGGAAGUUCGAGCGAGAAGCCACAGUUGUUUCUCGCUUGGGAUGACUGGGAUUUCGACUUUGACGGCGCUAUCUGGCCCAAGAGCAAUGAGCCUGUCGAUCCGGCACUCAGUCUUGGUGUGAUUACCUGGCACCCUGCGAAGCAAAUGACGCGUGCAUUGCCAUCGACCUUUGCUGAAGCUGAAGAAGAGUCUCUGAAGCCCCCGCCAGAGAAACUGAACAACGGAGAUUCCGUGUCCAUGUACUUUACGGCUGAGAAUUCGCACGAGGCUUUCUUGAAUGUUCGGCAAACGGAUGAGUGGGAGGCAAUUCAAGAUGACCCUGUCUUUGUUGUUUUUACAGAUGAGGAGAUGCAAAAUAAUCUAGUGACUUUAGAAGACUGCAUUGCGCAACGGGAUCGUCCGGAUGAGCCGCAAGACGACGAACGGCCGGAUGAAGAUCUAGAGAUGCGCGAUGCAACAUGGGACAUCAUGGAUAAUCUUGAGCAAGCUCUUGCUACGAACAAUGGAUCUACAAGGUCCAAUGUCAUGAGGCGCGAGACAGCAUCACCUGCACAACUUAGUCAGGAUGAUAUUCUAGCCAAAUUGGGCGUGACUGGGGCCCCGAAACCGCCCUCAAACGAUCCGAUAUCUCUGCCUUUCUCGGCAUCUGAAGUUCAACCGCCAGUAUCGCUUCCCGAAAAGCCAGUAGUGGCUCCUCUCCCCGCCAAGAAUCCCGAGCCUAUCGCGCCGCCACAACGGGCCCAAUCGUACGGUGGGCAUCGCAAUAACGGGUAUGGACCUGCUCAGCCUCGUCCGUAUGGCUCCAUGUCAUCUUCGGGCAACUCGAGGCCUCCGCCGCCACCACCUCCUCCAAAAGAGCAACAGUACGAUCCUUGGAAUGCACCCCAGCGUACCGGGCAUGGUUUAGAUGGCUCUAGAGGCAGCCCUGCAUUAUCUGAAGGAAGCAACCAUACUAUGGCUGGAUCUGAUUUCGGACCUGAGAACCCGACAAAUGGAGGACAAGAAGAAACGUCUGCGGCACCUUCAUUGUACCGGAGCGAUAGUUCGUUUUCCCGGAAGAGAAGCUACGAAGAUGCUGAUCACGAACAUGAGCGUCAGCGGCAGCAAGAGGACCACACCAAGCGGAAGAGGCGUUCUCAGGUUGAUGCUGUCUACAGGUAG